AUGACAAGGCAACCAUCUCGAAUCCUUGUGGUGGACGUUACGCCUCCUUUCUGGUCAGACAUUUGCUCCAAUCUCUGUGAAGCCCUGGAAAAUUUCUUUGCUUUGGCCUGCAGUUUGGGAGGGUUAUGUCGCCUGCCUCUCUUCAGUCUUUACGUGGUUCACAAUCAGCAGGAAUGUCUUCUUCCUUUUGUGCCAGUGAAAGGAAACUUUCCCAAGCUCCAUUCAUCUAUCUCAGAACUGAGAUCAAUGCCAAAAGAGGGAUGUUUGCGUGAAAAGCCAGGUUCAUUAAAACAAGCUGUAGAAGAUAGCCUUUUACAGUUUAAACAGUACAUGAGGCAUGUGACAACGGGAGGAUCACUGAAUAGCUGCUCUGUAGAGAUUACAGUACUUACCAGCCAGCCUGGGAAGCAAGUGGUGAAGCAACUCGAGUCAGGUCUCAGUGAGACUGAUUUAGUCAGUGUUAGGCGUUUACAGGUACUGCAUAUAUCCAGGUGUGACACAAUGGAAUUGAUGGACAUGCCUUGCAGCACACAGUCAAUCCUAUCCGGUGAAGAAAACAACUCUGAGUGCUCCAUCCUGGGGACAGAUAUCGACCUGAGGACAAUUGAGAAUGAUGCAGUCAGCUUGGAUAGUUUCUUCAAGAGUUGGUUGCACAAUCAUGAAACAGACAAGGAACAUCUCCAUUUGUUGCUGACAAAUACACGUCUUCCCAGUUCUACAGGAAAAACUUGCCUGAAAUGUGAUGUUCAGGAGCGACUCAUCAGUCCUGCCCUUCUUCCUGGACCAAUUGACUUCACUGAGAAAACUGAGAGUUUCAAAGACUUCCAAAAGAUUAACAGAGUAACAAAUUCAGGAGCCUUGCAGUACAAACUCCAAGUUAUAAAAGCUCUGAAAUCAGAUGGUGUCUGUGAAUCUAUACUCUACGGACUCCCACUUAUCAUCAGACCCACAAACUGCUGGAAGCUAGACUGGGAUGAGUUGGAAACAAACCACCAAAACUUCCAUGCGCUCUGUCACACCUUGAAGAAAAGAGAUUGGAUGCUUCUAGCUCGUUCUGAGCCUCAUGUUGUGGGAACUGCAUGGUUGGUUCAUGUUGACUCCUAUUACAUAGUAAUGCCUUCAACCACUUUGACCCUCCUGGUGAAGCCCGUGGCAGUACAAGAGCUUCUUUUACCCUGUGAUCUUCCUUACAGAUUUGAUGAUCCACCCGAAACAGCUUUGAGUAAAAUGGAGGAGGUAUUGAAUGGGCUCGAUGUGGAAGCAACAUAUAACCCACUGAACCUGAAAAGUAAUCUCUAUAAGCAUCUCAGAGGGACUUUAGUUAGAUCUCCUUAUCGUCAGCAACCAAAGCAAGUGCAGCGCUACUGCAGCAGCAGCACCAUGGAGACUAUGUGGGCUUCAAAUGCAAUGGCGGGCUUCUCAGGAGGGCAAAGGAGAUUGAACCAUGCCACCCAGGUGGUAAUCAGGGCUCUGGCGCAUGUCUCCGUGGCCGUGUCAGCAAGUGGGAUAGCUUCCGGCCACCUUGUGAACCUGUCCACCAUGGUGAACAGGUAUCUCACUCCUCUUGAAACCAGCAGUGGGCCGACGAUGUCCACGUGGACAUGUUCAAACCUCCUAUGUGUCGGCUGGAAGGGUUGCAGUGGGGCCCUCACGUGCCUCUGGAUUUUGGAGGUUUGA
This is a messenger RNA of Mobula hypostoma (lesser devil ray), 1677 nucleotides long. RefSeq names its product meiosis 1 associated protein (gene m1ap). The record is from RefSeq and is a predicted model, not a curated record. NCBI's taxonomy places the organism in Eukaryota, Metazoa, Chordata, Chondrichthyes, Myliobatiformes, Myliobatidae. Bases 1 to 1677 code for a protein of 558 amino acids. Gene Ontology annotation, biological process: spermatogenesis; male meiosis chromosome separation; meiosis I. The transcript is spliced from 10 exons.